Capsella rubella is the source of this 2486-nucleotide messenger RNA. RefSeq names its product protein PHR1-LIKE 1. The record is from RefSeq and is a predicted model, not a curated record. The transcript has 4 exons. Gene Ontology annotation, molecular function: DNA binding; zinc ion binding; DNA-binding transcription factor activity. NCBI's taxonomy places the organism in Eukaryota, Viridiplantae, Streptophyta, Magnoliopsida, Brassicales, Brassicaceae. The coding region runs from base 1816 to 2391 and encodes 191 amino acids.
UAGAGCUAAUACGCAAAGUCGGGGAUCAUAGAAAGGACCGAAAGAACUUAGAGCUAAUACGCAAAGUUGUGCGUUGGGUAGUUUGUUGUGGGAGGUCGGAUUUGGGAAAGGAUAGUGUCAUGGAAGAGAUUCCAUUAGUGUGUGGCAAUUGGAAUUUCUUGAUCAAUCGAUGGGUUUUCUUGGUUGAUUCAAAAAGAGGAUGCAUAGUGCUUUAUGUAAAGAGAAGAAUGGCGUUUGACGAGUUCUGUGGAAUGGUAUAUGAGGAUUUCAGUUUGUAUAGGAGGAUUAACGAGGUCCAUCUAUUAUACAAACUUUCAAGAAAGCAUAUUUCUGAGGCAGAGGACACUCCUCCGGUUUUUGUUUGUAAUGCCCGUCAAUUUGAAGGAUUUAUUCGGCAAUGUGAAACUGAUAAUGUGCGAUGAUUGUGUGUUCAGAUAGAAGAAAUAGAGAGGAAGGUAGAAAGGGAAAAAGUGGAAGUAAAAUAUGGGGGAGAAAACAAGCUGGAAGGAGAGCAGACCAACGAGUGAAAGUCAUGUGGUAAAGAACCAAUGAUUGGUUCGGCUAUGAAUGAUAGUGUUGAUAUAGAAGAGGAAGGAAUUGGUGAUGAUGAAGAAGAGAGCGAUAGAUUCGACUGUUGUGAUGACAGUGACGGGGCAAGUGAGGGGGAUGAAGAAAUUGGGUUGCCUUGUAAGUUUGUAGGAGAGGAAGUAGUUUACCAGGAAGAGGUGAGAUGUGAAAGUAGGAGGGAAGGGAAAGGAGAAGUGGUGCGGAUUAAAGCUCUGGCUCGUAGUUCUAAAGUAAUGGAUAUGUCAGAUUGUGAUAUAGAAGUAGGGGACAAAUUUGAUACGAAAGAUGACUUAGAGACAAGAUUGAAGAUAUUGAGUGUGUAUAAAAAGUUUGACUUUGUCGUUGAUCGGUCAAGACCCAAUUUGUAUGUUGUGAAAUGUUGGGUUCCUGGAUGUCAAUGGAGAUUGCGAGCUUCACCGAUAGGCAUCAUUCUUGUUCUGUUUUGGAACGAUCUGCCCGGGGGUAGAAAAGCUACUCCAGAUGUUUUGGGAGAAUUGUAAAAGGGUUACGUGGGUGGUGUUGGGGAGGGGGUUGUGCCAAAUCAUGUGGGAGCUGCGUUAAAUCUACUUUAUGGAGUAAAGAAACUAAAUAGGAUGAGUAUUGGAAGAGUCAUCCCACUCUAAGAUGCGCGACAGAAUUAGUUAGGGGAACUUAUGAGAAAGGGUAUGAAGAACUCCUUGGUUAUUUAUACAAGAUUAGAAGAGCAAAUCCUGGUACACUUACUAGACUGGAAGUGGAUGAGUUAGAUAGUUUUAAAGCUGUUUUCAUUGCAUUUGGUGCAAGCAUAGAUGGAUUCACUUUUAUGCGUAAAGUGAUAGUUGUAGAUGGAACAUUUUUGAAAGGGAAAUAUUUAGGUAUGUUGUUAUUAGCAACAACACAAGAUGGGAAUUAUAACAUCUUCCCGUUGGCGUUUGCUGUAGUUGAUACGGAAAAUGAUUAGUCUUGGGAAUGGUAUUUUAGACAACUAUGCAAUGUGAUACCUGAUGAUGAAGGCCUAGCGAUUAUAUCAGAUAGACAUAAAUCGAUUGGAAAAGCUAUUGGUAGAGUGUAUCCCAUUGCAAGUCGUGGUAUUUGUACAUACCAUCUACACAAAAAUAUAAUGCUGAAAUUUAGAGGUAGUGAAACAUUCAGCAUGGUAAAGCAGGCGGCAACUGCUUCUAGGGAACAUGAUUUCAAUGUUAUAUUUCAGUAGAUCGAAGAAUUGAAUUUAGCAUUACAUCAGUAUUUGCUCCGUGCAGAUGUCAGGAAAUGGUCGAGAGUGCACUUCUCAGGUUGAUGUUGACACGAUGGUUUGCUGCAAGGCGUAUACAAGCUGGAAUGAUGACUAUUGUCCUUACCAAAGGUGUAGAGAAGCUGUUAGCGGGGCGUGCUGAGAGAGCUAGUAUACUAUCGGUCCAACAAAUUGAUCAUCAUCACUACGAAGUUCGUAGUGGGACUUCUGUGAAUGUUGUCAACAUGUCUCAAAGAAAGUGUUCUUAUCGUAUGUUUGACCUCGACAAACUGACUUGCAUUCAUGCUAUUGCAGCGGUGGAGAAAGCUAACAUAUGCAGGAUUUCUAAAUGCCACCCUUACUUUUGGACUGAAUAUCUAAGGAAAGGUUAUGCGAAUUCAAUAAUGCCCAUAGAUGAUAACUUUCCUCUACCAGGUUUGGUACAAGUUAAAGUAUGCAAACCUCCAUAUGUGCGCCCAAAGUCUGGGCGUCCAAAGCUUUCGAGGAUUAAAGGACAUUUUGAAAUGGCAUUGGCAAGUAAAAAGCCAAGAAAACCCCAUGCGUGUUCUAAUUGUGGCCAUGUUGGACACAACCGCAAGACUUGCAUUGGAUGAUUACCAUGGUUUGUCAUGAAAUAUUAGUUGUGUUUCACUUUGCAUUUUCCUUCAAUUUUGUAAGGUAUUGAAUUUAUACGAAUCCAUUUUUAUAA